Molecule: messenger RNA, 1965 nt
Organism: Botrytis byssoidea
Lineage: Eukaryota; Fungi; Ascomycota; Leotiomycetes; Helotiales; Sclerotiniaceae
Exons: 4
Coding region: 1-1965 (654 amino acids)
Molecular function (GO): FAD binding; lyase activity; monooxygenase activity
Source: RefSeq, a predicted model, not a curated record
AUGAAUACCAACGACAAUAUCAAUGAUCAGUACAAACCUUUAAAGGUAUUGAUAGCGGGUGGUGGGAUUGGAGGCCUCUCAGCAGCGAUUUUUCUGCGGCAAGCAGGACACAUUGUGGAAAUUUUUGAACAGUCUCGCUUCGCAUCUGAAACUGGUGCAGCAAUACACAUUCCCAGCAAUGUGAAUGGUCUGUUAAGAAGAUUUGGCAUGAUACCAGAGGAUCAUGGCGCCAAUCAGACAGAGUGGGUAUCGGAGUAUCGACCAAGUGGGGAAUUGUUGAUACACCGAGUCGACCUUCAUAAUGCACUGAAGGAUAUUGCUACUUCUGAGACAGGCAAAGGAAUACCAGCAGUCCUGCACACUCGAAGCAGAGUUGCGUCUGUUGAUAUUGAAAUCCCUUCUCUAACGUUGGAUGAUGGAUCUACGCACACGGGUGAUUUCAUAAUCGCUGCGGAUGGCAUUCAUUCAAAGAUCAGAAGUUUACUGCUGAAGGAUCUUCCACCCCCAGAGCCAUCUGGAACCAAUGCUUUCAGAUUCUUAAUUCCAAUCGACAAGAUUCGAGUAGAUCCUAAGACAGCACAUUUCGUUGAGAAAUCUGGACAACUGCUUCUACUAUACGGAAAAGAUCGAAGGAUAGUUGCGUAUCCAUGUAGGAACAACACUUUGUUGAAUUUUGUGGCACUGCAUCCGGAAGAAGAAACGGAAGCUAGUUCGGAAGAGUGGAGUCAAAGCGCAUCCAAAGACUCCCUUUUGAAUUGUUACACUUCAUAUACAGAUGAUGUCCAAGCUCUACUAGCCAAGGCUUCCCCUGAAGACGUCAAACUAUGGAUGGCACUUCUUGGAGAUGCAGCUCAUGGAUUUCUUCCACAUCAAGGACAAGGUGGUGCUCAGGCAAUAGAAGAUAGCGCGGCAAUCGGCGCUCUAUUUCCAUUAGGUACUCGAUCUUCUGAUGUUCAGCAACGUUUGAAGCUUUACGUUGAAGCCAGAUAUGAUCGUGCUACACUCGUACAAGAUUUCACUCGCCAAGCUGCAUUUGAAACUCCUCGUGGAAAGCAUGGAGGAAAGGUUAUAGAUCCGAUGCAAUUCACGCAAAUCAAUCUAUCCCAUGAUGCUUACGAUCAUGCGCAUGGAAUCUUGAUUCGGCAUUUGAACAAAAACGCUUUGUAUCGGAGAAUGCCAAUGUCCUUUGGGCCUAGCCCAGGUCCAAGACAAGAUCUCAACGGGAUACAACGAAAACCCUUGAAGGCGACAUACAAAACAAGUUAUAUCACCUUUAAAACAUACAAAAGCUACCUAUUGACUCUUUUGCCAUCCGAUGAUUUCCAAAUUGGUACGGAGGGUAUGUGGGCAACUGCCUCGUUCUCUGUUACGCGCUUGGAGAAUUUAGAGUGGCUCGGAGGUCGGUGGUAUUCAAUGCUGGGGUUAUAUGUUCAUGAUAUCGUGCACAAGAGUUCCUCAGGGAGCGAUUCCGGUGAUUCGGUUGAAAUAAGAGGUGACUUUCUGCCAGUUCUCUUCGAAAAUAUGGCUGAUCCAAUCAUUACUGGCCGAGAGGAGUUAGGGUUCUCGAAGGUAUUCGCAAAAUUGGAUCAAAAAGCUAGCUCGGAAUCGUCGUUCGUAUUAAGCGCUGGUUGGGAAGGUAGCGAGUUUUGUCGCCUCACCUUGGAUGAUUUGGAGGAGGCUCCAGAUGCUGAGUCUGCUUUACAAAGUCCAGUUUUACACUAUAAGGCCAUUCCAUCAAGUAUGAAAAAGGGACAAGAUGCGGAGUACGCGACAAUCUAUCCUUCAAUACCGAAAGCUGAAGGAGAACAGAGAUGGAAAGCUGGGAAAGCUGAAAUCGUAUUCACAGAUCUGGAGCAUGGGGAACUGGACAUGACGUUCCCAACUCUGGCUAACAUAAUCAAGGGAUUGAGGGGCGUCAAAGUCGUGGAGAUCAUUAGAUCGGGAAUUCAAGCUUCAAAGUCUUGA